UAAUAUCUUUAAAUUAUUUUAAAAUUUUGUUUUUUAUUCUUUCUGACUCGGUUUUAAGAAAAUCGUCUUUGAAGUAACCCAAUAAUCACUAGAAAAAAUUUUUUUGAAAAUUUCUUUGCUUUUUUGUUUCCUAAAUUUUUUAAAAUAAUUUUUCUUUUAAGGAGGUUCUCUCUCUACGUGGUUAGUCAAAGCAAUGUCCAUUUAAAUUUUCAUUUGAAUCACGUAGUACAAGCGCAACGCUUGACAACGUUGGAUUUAUGCUUCCUCUUUUCCGUUUCGUGUCGUCUGCAAUUGUUUGUUUUGUAAAUACAUACGGUAAUGUGAUAUCAUGUCGGAAAAUUUAGAAAAUAGUGCUGAAAAAAGUGUAAAAAAUUAUUAUUGGAAGGGUAAAAAAGUUACCAAAAAAGUGUACGAAAAUCGUUGUCGAAUGCAAAAUGUGGGUAAAAAUCUUCGGAGUGUUUAUGGCAUUAAAAAUGUUGAACCUAACCUCAAAAAUGAUUCAAACUGUGAAUUUGUAAAGUGCGAGUCUGCUGAAGGCAGACGAAUCGUGCAUUUAAAAACGUUGGCAGAACAACUUAAUUGUAAAAAUUGUAAAUCUGUUUUAUCAUUAACAGACAUUGUAAAUGAAAAAAGAUUUGGUUUGGCAUCUGUUUUCAAUGUUAAAUGUAACACGUGCUUACUUUCCACACAAGUUUCAACGGACAAACAGCACAUUGUAUCCGGUCCAAAUAUGCAUAAACAUUUUGAUGUAAACACAAAAGUUGUUGUUGGUACACUGAAUGGAGGAAUGGGUAAUACUCACUUAAAUAAAAUUCUGUCGUCUUUAAACAUUCCAGAAUUCAGGUGGAAUAAUUUUAAAGUACACGAAAAAGAAGUAGGUAUCGAGGCUGAAAAAAUGGCACAUGCUAGUUGUUUGAAAGCAGCUAAGGAAGAAAGAAAGCUUACUAUAGAAAAGUAUGAAGAAGUGAAACGAUUGUUGCCUUCAAAUUUAAACGUCGAGUUUAUGUUUCCGGACAUUCCGAAUAUUCCGAAUUUAAUAGUAGAGAAUUUUAAAAUUUCGGCAGAAAAUAAAGUACGCAUUGCUGCAUCUUUUGAUAUGGGUUGGUUUACUAGGGGAACAGGUAGAACGUACGACAGCAUUUCGGGCACUGGGUCACUUAUAGGGUUUUUUUCUAAAAAAGUUCUUUCUUACGCAACAUUCAAUCGAAAAUGUAGGAUGUGUGAAAAUGGACAUGCGAAAGACGAUCAUGAUUGUCGAUUGAAUUUUGAGGGAAGCGCGAAGGCAAUGGAACCUCAGGCAGCUGUAGAGAUUAUUGCAAAUAAUUCAAUUUUAAAAGAAUGCAAUUUAGAGGUGGGAGUAAUGAUUGGCGACAAUGAUAGCAGUGCAAUCUGUGCAGCACGAAACGCAAGUGCUCAUGAUAUUGUAAAGCAAAGUGACAUAAAUCAUACCAGUAAAGGUUUGACUAAUGAACUUUUUAAAAUUCAAAGUCGACAUAAAGAGCUAAAUGCAACAAGUAUAAAAUAUUUACAAAAGUGUUUUAAUUACAGCAUUGCUCAGAAUAAAGGAAACUGUGACAAAUUGUCACAAGCUAUUCAGAACAUACCAUAUCAUUGUUUCAAUAUUCAUGAUAAUUGUGGAACGUGGUGCACAUUCUCAGAAAAUCCUGAAACUUAUAAGCACGCAAAUAUUGAUGACGGUUUCCAAGAUGAAAAACUUUUUGAGGAUUUAAAGUGCCUUUUUAAUAUUAUGGCCAAAAAUGCUAAUCGAUUUGCUGCCGGGGUUUCAAGUAAUCCUAAUGAAAGCUUAAAUGCCACGAUUGUUAGUAAAGCACCGAAAAGUCGGGUUUAUGGAAUGUCAACAUCAAGCGAUGUUAGAGUUGCUUGUUCAAUUAAUAAAAAAAACGAGGGUGAGAAAUAUGUUCCUGAUUUAUUAAAUAAAUUAAAUGUAUCUCCCGGACAGCACACUAAGAAAUAUACCGACAACGUAGAUGAAAAAAAUAAAAAGAGAUAUUUAAAAUCUCAAACUCGUCCGUUUAAAAAACGAAGGUUAUUUCUAAAAAAACAAAAAACUGAAUUAAGAAAUAAAAAAGAACUUUCCGAAGGAACAAAUUAUUCACCCAACAUUGGACUUCUUACCGCUUUAGACGAAACAAUUCCUCUUUUCAAUGGCAAAAACAAUUUUAAACCUAUUGUAAUAUUUUUUGACCUGGAAACAGGAAGUCUGAAAAAAGAUACUGACAUUUUGCAAAUCGCUGCAAAAUAUAAAGACUAUCAAUUUUCAGUAUAUAUUAGUCCAAGUCAAAAGAUUUCGGAAGAAGCAAGUCUUGUUAAUGGGUUGCGAUACAUUAACGGUCAAUUGCUUCUCCACGGAAAACCAGUGGAAUCGGUUUCAUUAAUGGAAGCAAUACUUGCAUUUUACGAGUUUCUCUACUUUUUUGGAAAAAAAUGCAUACUUGCAGCUCACAAUUGCAAAUUUGACUACCCGCGUUUAAUGUUGGCGAUUGCGAAGGUUUUUAUGUCAAAACAUUUUGGAUCAAUAGUUGCAGGAUUUUCUGAUUCAUUGCCCUUAAUCGCGAGGUCUACGGGUAAAAAGGGGAAAGGGCAAAAUAAAUUGGAGAAUCUCGCAAAAGAUUUUGACAUAAAUACAGACGAGGCUCAUAAUGCAAUAUGUGAUGUCCAAAUGCUAGAACAAGUUUUAAUAAAAUUAAAAAUUUCUGACAAACAGAUCGUCGAAGCCAGUGUAACUUGGGAUGCAAUUGAAAAAAAAACAACAACUGGAAAGAAAUCAGUAAUUGGAAACAGAGCAGCAAUUAGAAAAAAAGCAAAAGUGUCAAAAGGUUCAACGUUUCUAAACCAGCUAGAUCUCUUGAAUGAAUGUACUACAUAUGCUACGAGGAAGAAGAUAGCAGCUGCAAAUAUCACGUACGAAAAUAUUGUUGAUGCUUAUAAAGAAAAUAAAUUUAUGGGUCUGCUAGACAUUUUAGGCGUCGAUGAAAAUGGAAACGUGAAAGUCACCAAACAGCGAAGAGUGAUCAAUAAAAUUGUUGAGUUUUUAGAAAAAAACUCCAAAUAAUCAUGCCAAAUUAUGUAACUUAAUCAAAGCGAAAUAUUUAAGUGCAUAUUAUUUUUACUAUUUAUUAUUUUUAUUAUUUAUACUGUCAAAGAAUAGAUAAUGUAUUAUAUUUAUUUAUUAUUUACAAUGUGUUGCUAAGAAAAACAAAAAAAUACCUACAUAUUGUAUUUAAUUGUUAAAGCAUAAGAAAACAACGAAUUUCGAGUUCUUCUUAACAUGUUAUAAGUCUGUUGUUAAAGUUACCAGCAGCAAAAAAUUACUCACUACGAAUUGUUGACUUCGUAAAAAAAUUUCUUACCAAAUUUUAGUUGUAAAUUAUCUAAUACAAAAUAUUGA
This is a messenger RNA of Leptopilina heterotoma, 3409 nucleotides long. RefSeq lists its product as uncharacterized. Lineage: Eukaryota; Metazoa; Arthropoda; Insecta; Hymenoptera; Figitidae. The record is from RefSeq and is a predicted model, not a curated record. Gene Ontology annotation, molecular function: 3'-5' exonuclease activity; nucleic acid binding. The coding region runs from base 329 to 3073 and encodes 914 amino acids. The transcript has 3 exons.